GUCCUUCCUCAUCCUCGUCCUUGUCUCUCUCUUUCUCUCUCUUUACUGAUAUUUUCUGCAGGUGCGAUCUUUCCCAAAUCAACUCUAACAUGAUCACGCGAUGAUGCUGAGGUAUCGCAUCUCUGUUCUCUGAAAUUGCGGAAAGAGAAGAAGAUGAAUUUUUUUUGUGACUGAUAUUGAUUACAAUACAUCAUUGCUCAAUGGGGGGAGCUUGUUCUAGGAAGAGAGACCAGCAGGUUAAUGAUGACAAUGUGCUGCGAGGGGUUUCUGGAAAAUAUUGCAAAAGUGGAAGUUCGAAAUGGCUGGGUACUGCAUUUUCCCGGCCUGCUGUAGAUAUUCAACAGGGAGGAGGGAAAUGCCCAUCCCUCAUGGAGUUGUGCAUUUAUAAAAUACGAGAGGACAUUGAUAAAUAUGUGACAUUUUCCAUGCUACCAAGGGACAUUAGUCAGCAGAUAUUCAAUGAAUUGGUCCAUUCGCAAUGUCUAACUGAUAUUUCUCUUGAAUCUUUUCGAGAUUGUGCUCUCCAGGAUGUUCAUUUGGGAGGUUAUCCUGGGGUGAACGACAGUUGGAUGGAUGUCAUCACUUCACAGGGAUCAUCUUUACUUUCUGUGGAUCUUUCUGAGUCUGAUAUAACUGAUUCUGGUUUGAUUCAUCUCAGAGGCUGCACAAACCUCCAAGGAUUAAAUUUUAAUUAUUGUGACCAGAUUUCAAACCAUGGUCUAGAACACAUCAGUGGUCUUUCAAACUUGACCACUUUGAGUUUUAGAAGAAACAAUGCAAUUGAUGCUCAAGGAAUGAGUGCCUUUUCUGGCUUAGUUAAUUUGGUAAAAUUGGACUUAGAGAGAUGCCCAGGGAUCCAUGGUGGUCUCAUUCAUCUUAAAGGGUUAACAAAGCUGGAAUCUCUGAACAUCAACUGGUGUAAUGGCAUAACAGAUGCUGAUAUGAAGGUGCUCUCAGGGCUUAAAAACUUGAAGGGAAUACAAAUUUCCUGUAGCAAGGUUACAGAUGUCGGUGUUACCUAUUUAAAAGGGCUGCACAAGCUUUCUCUAUUGAACAUGGAAGGCUGCCGUGUUACUGCCGCUUGCUUGGACUCUCUUUCAGUUCUUGCUGGGUUGUUAUAUUUGAAUCUGAGCAGAUGUGAUCUAUGUGAUGAUGGAUGUGAAAAGUUUUCUCGACUUGGGAAUUUGAAAGUAUUGAAUUUAGGAUUCAAUGACAUAACAGAUGCAUGUCUGGUACACCUGAAAGGUUUGACAAAUUUGGAGAGCUUAAAUCUGGAUUCAUGUAGGAUUGGUGAUGAAGGGCUGGUUAAUUUGACAGGACCUGACAGAUCCUCAAAACUUGAAGUACUUCAGACCUCCAAAUCUCCAGUGUCUUCUCUCUUCUUCGUGAAUUCUAUUUCAUUCCGUCUUCGGCAGUUGAAAUGUUUGGAGUUGUCUGAUACUGAAGUUGGAAGCAAUGGGCUCCGUCAUCUCUCUGGUUUGCUUAAUUUGGAGAGCAUAAAUCUGUCAUUUACUGUAGUUACUGACAGUGGUUUAAGAAAAUUAUCGGGACUGUCAUCUCUCAAGUCACUCAAUCUGGAUUCUCGCCACAUUACAGAUGCUGGACUAGCGGUUCUAACAAGUUUGACUAAAUUGACUCAUUUGGAUCUUUUUGGAGCUCGCAUCACGGAUUUGGGAACAAACUAUUUGCGAAAUUUUAAGAACCUGCAGUCUCUGGAAAUUUGUGGUGGAGGAUUAACGGAUGCUGGCGUGAGGAAUAUAAAAGAUCUUUCAUCGCUGACUCUUCUAAAUCUGUCACAAAAUUGCGACUUGACAGAUAAGACUUUGGAGUUGAUUUCUGGGUUGACAGCAUUGGUCUCCUUGAACGUUUCAAAUUCUCGUGUCACCAGUGCUGGGUUGAAGCAUCUGAAGCCAUUGAAGAACCUGAAAUCACUGUCACUGGAGUCCUGCAAGGUCACGGCAAAUGACAUUAAGAAGCUUCAUUCAACUGACCUCCCUGGUCUGGUGAACUUCCGGCCUGAAUAGUGUAUAUAAGUCUGGGGUCCUGCAUAGAUUAUCUGUGCAGGCGGGAAGAUUGUGUAUAUAAGAAAAAUAAUGGACCAAUGCAACAUUUGAUGAUUGUACAUAUGGCCAAACGUCAAUGAACAAAAUAUUCUUAUGGGAGGCUGGGACAGAUCUCUAUGCCUGAUGUGAAGCUUUCUUUCGUAUGGAGUAAUUGAGUUCGAAAGGAAAUGUAUAUAGGCUUCCUUGGCAUGGUUCCUAAAUAUGCUGGUUGUCUUACUAGAAAACCUACUGUAAAUAUCACUUUAUUCUGUUGAUUUAAUGGAUGGAAAAAUAAUCUGCUACUGAA
This is a messenger RNA of Malania oleifera, 2349 nucleotides long. RefSeq lists its product as uncharacterized. Gene Ontology annotation, biological process: SCF-dependent proteasomal ubiquitin-dependent protein catabolic process. Lineage: Eukaryota; Viridiplantae; Streptophyta; Magnoliopsida; Santalales; Ximeniaceae. The record is from RefSeq and is a predicted model, not a curated record. Gene Ontology annotation, molecular function: protein binding. The coding region runs from base 201 to 2024 and encodes 607 amino acids. Gene Ontology annotation, cellular component: SCF ubiquitin ligase complex. The transcript is spliced from 17 exons.